Molecule: messenger RNA, 969 nt
Organism: Entrophospora sp. SA101
Lineage: Eukaryota; Fungi; Glomeromycota; Glomeromycetes; Entrophosporales; Entrophosporaceae
Source: the annotation of a GenBank genome assembly
AUGCAAAAAAAAAAUCAAAAUUUAAUUAAUAUUCCUUCUUCCAAUAAUAAUAAUUUAAAUACUUCUACUACAAACACAAAAAAAACCACUUCGGCGUCGCCACCUCAUCCUUCUACUGCCACCAUCCCAUGUUCUUCAAAUAUAAACAACAACAAUAUUGUGAAUAAUUUACCUCAAUCUUAUAAUUCUUUUUCAUUACAACAACAAGUACAUCUCGUACAAUCAAAAUAUAAUAAUAAGUUUUAUGCAAUGAAAGCACUAAAAAAAUCAGAAGUUGUACGUUUAAAACAAGUUGAACACACGAAUAAUGAAAAACAUAUUUUAGAACAAGUAAAACAUCCUUUUUUGAUCAAUCUAUGGGGGACAUUUCAGGAUAGUGCUAAUUUAUAUAUGGUGAUGGAUUAUAUCGUUGGGGGUGAAUUAUUUAGUAUAUUAAGAAAAUCUCAGAGAUUUCCUGAUCAUGUUGCAAAAUUUUACGCAGCAGAAGUUAUACUUGCAUUCGAGUAUUUACAUUCAAAAGAUAUAAUUUAUCAAAUAAUUCAGUCAAAAGGUUAUGGCAAAGCAGUUGAUUGGUAUUCAUUAGGUGUAUUGAUAUUUGAAAUGUUGGCAGGUCAUCCUCCAUUCUACGACGAUGAUCAUAUGAGGCUAUACGAGAAAAUCUUGGCUGGUAAAAUAAAAUAUCCGUCAUACUUUGAUCCGCUAGCAAAAGAUUUACUAAAACGUUUGUUGACUGCUGAUUUAUCAAAAAGAUAUGGUAAUCUAAGAGGUGGCAGUAAAGAUAUUAAAAAUCAUCAAUGGUUUAAGAGCGUUGAUUGGGAAAAAUUAUUAAAACGAGAAUUCAUUCCACCUUAUAUUCCAAAUGUUAAAGGUGAAGGUGAUGCAAGUAAUUUUGAUGUUUAUCCUGAAGAAAGGGAACCAUAUGGUAAACCAUGUAAUGAUAUUUUUAGGGAUAAAUUUUCAUCAUUUUAA